Molecule: messenger RNA, 723 nt
Organism: Ostrea edulis (European flat oyster)
Lineage: Eukaryota; Metazoa; Mollusca; Bivalvia; Ostreida; Ostreidae
Exons: 1
Coding region: 1-564 (187 amino acids)
Source: RefSeq, a predicted model, not a curated record
AUGAUGACAGAAAAGAAAUUCCACAUCCCUGGAGAAGACCAGGAACAUCGACAACCGCCAAUUCACUGGCAGCUAAAAUACGAUACCACUCAUGACGUCAGGUUUGAGUCCAUGCGGAACCCAACACGUCAUGGUCAACUGCACCGGAUUCAUCGUGAUCUCACAAAGGAAACAGAGCGUAAGAUCCGCGCUUAUGAACGUGGACAACGAAUUCUCACUGCCGAAGUCCGAAGACACUCUCAAAAAGUUCAAAGCAGAAUGACGACAUUACGAAAUAUUACUAACAGCGUGAAUAAUUUGCUCUCUUUGAAAUACAGUUACAACGACUGGAAGAAACACAAUUCAGAUGCCCGUCAUAAAUUUACCAAGACGUCAGAAAAAUCACAAAAGCGCGAAAAUCAAAAGCUUCUUUUCCGUGUGUCUCAUCGUGAAGGCGAUGAAAAGGGCAUGACAGUCAAAACUGGAAAGUCACUUGACGAUUCAGCCCUUCCAGAUGUCACCACGAUGAAAACGCUCCCACCACAGACCAUAAUUGUUCAAAGAGAACUGACGAUGCCCUACUAAAGUGUUCUUGCAUAGAAACCUAUGCAGUUCCAUGUUGGACUUUUCAAUGGGGUCUGUAUGAGAAGUAAUUUUGUAGCCGUGUUUAAUUAUUUAUCUGAAUUGUCAGGUUAUCUGCUGUGAUGGAGUAUGAAUAUUCAAUAAAGUAGACUAGAGACAUUA